CGCUCGCGGCUUGAAGAGGUGACGAUAUCUCACGCUUUCUGCGUUCCUUCCGCCUGGACCUCUUCUUCUUCCCCCCGCCCAGGUUAGUUCGCAGCCAACCGUAGAUCCGAUAACGAGUAGAGAUUGGGAGGAAGGAUGGGAUCGGAGACGCGAGAGAUCGACGCGUUGAGGUUGGCGGUGCCGUUGGGGGGCGACGGCGAUGUCCUACACCUGGCGGCGGAUGCCGGAAGGACCGUCGGCCUCGUCCUAGUCGACAUCGUCAACGGCUUCUGCACCGUCGGCGCUGGAAAUCUCGCUCCAACCGAGCCUAAUGAACAGAUAGAAACUAUGGUGGAGGAGGCUGCUAAAUUAGCCAAGAUCUUCUCCGAUCGAAACUGGCCUAUCUUUGCUUUCCUCGACACACAUUACCCCGAUAAGCCUGAGCCUCCUUAUCCACCUCAUUGUAUAAUCGGUUCGGGCGAAGAAAACUUAGUCCCUGCUCUCGAGUGGCUGGAGAAGAGCCCAAAUCUCACUGCGAGACGGAAAGAUUGCAUCAAUGGAUUCAUUGGCUCAAUAGAGAAGGAUGGGUCCAAUGUGUUCUCAAAUUGGGUGAAAAAAUACGAGAUAAAAACUGUGAGUGAGCUCUAUAAAACUCGAUGUGUAGGAGGAAGUUUACUUCUGGUUUCGAUCAUAUUUCUUGUGAAUUUCUCUGUGCAGGUUUUGGUGGUAGGGAUAUGCACAGACGUCUGUGUGUUAGACUUCGUAUGCGGCACGCUCUCUGCUAGAAAUAUAGGUCUCGUUCCGCCAUUAGAAGAUAUUGUGGUGUAUUCAAAAGGCUGUGCAACAUAUGAUCUUCCAGUUCAAGUUGCAAGAAAUAUGAAGGGUGCUUUGGCCCAUCCCCAGGAUCUUUUUCAUCAUAUGGGACUUUACAUGGCCAAGUCGCGCGGAGCGAGGAUUGUUCAUGACGUGUCUUUCGGUUCAUAGAAUGAUGGAAGUAUCCUGGCAUCCCCAAAUAAGUAAAUCCUGGCAAGGAUGGUCCUAAGGUCUUAAUAAACAUGCCGUUUACUAAUUGUGUUGAUGGUUGCUUGCUGUACUAUCAACUGACAUGUUUUGUGCCAUGGUUGGUGGCUCUGUCAUCCACCUACCUUUGUAAAUUAUAGGACACUUUUUAAAGUCAUCCAUGCUUACAAGCUUAGUUUUUUCA
This is a messenger RNA of Zingiber officinale, 1183 nucleotides long. Its product is annotated as nicotinamidase 1-like. The record is from RefSeq and is a predicted model, not a curated record. Lineage: Eukaryota; Viridiplantae; Streptophyta; Magnoliopsida; Zingiberales; Zingiberaceae. Gene Ontology annotation, molecular function: nicotinamidase activity. The transcript has 4 exons. Bases 136 to 963 code for a protein of 275 amino acids. Gene Ontology annotation, biological process: pyridine nucleotide salvage.